This is a messenger RNA of Rosa rugosa (rugosa rose), 1940 nucleotides long. RefSeq names its product protein GLUTELIN PRECURSOR ACCUMULATION 3. The transcript has 17 exons. The coding region runs from base 76 to 1599 and encodes 507 amino acids. Gene Ontology annotation, molecular function: protein binding. NCBI's taxonomy places the organism in Eukaryota, Viridiplantae, Streptophyta, Magnoliopsida, Rosales, Rosaceae. The record is from RefSeq and is a predicted model, not a curated record.
CUUGUAACUUCUUUUUAUUCAUCGAAAAAAACAUAAAAAUAAUCAACUUAACCAGAGAGCAAAGACGAAGAGAAGAUGCAUUACUGGGUUCGAGCUUCUUCCUCUGAUUUCGCCGGAACUCUUCCCCAACCUCGCAGUGGUCACACUGCCGUCAACAUUGGAAAAUCCAAAGUGAUCGUGUUCGGAGGCCUUGUAGAGAAGAGGUUUCUCAACGAUAUCGUCGUCUAUGACAUUGAUAAUAAACUAUGGUAUAAGCCAGAGUGCACUGGCGGCACUGAUGGACAAGUGGGUCCAAGUCCUCGGGCAUUUCACGUUGCUGUUGUGAUUGAUUGUCAUAUGUUCAUCUUUGGUGGGCGUUGUGGUGGCAAGAGGUUAGGUGACUUUUGGGUCCUAGAUACUGAUAUAUGGCAAUGGUCAGAGUUGACAAGCUUUGGUGACUUACCCUCAGCAAGAGACUUUGCUGCAGCUUCAGCUAUUGGAAAUCAGAAAAUUAUUAUGUAUGGUGGCUGGGAUGGUAAAAAGUGGUUGUCAGAUGUGUACGUCUUGGACACAAUAUCACUAGAGUGGAUGGAACUGUCAAUUACUGGUUCACUGCCACCACCUAGAUGUGGCCACACAGCUACUAUGGUUGAAAAACGGUUGCUUGUCUAUGGCGGCAGAGGAGGUGGAGGUCCUAUCAUGGGUGAUUUAUGGGCUUUGAAGGGUGUAAUCGCAGAAGAAAAUGAAACACCUGGAUGGACCCAACUGAAGCUUCCAGGUCAAGCUCCUUCCGCACGUUGUGGCCAUACCAUCACAUCUGGAGGACACUAUCUGUUGCUAUUUGGAGGCCAUGGAACUGGAGGCUGGUUGAGUCGUUAUGACAUCUAUUACAAUGACUGCAUCAUCUUAGACAGGGUUUCUGCACAGUGGAAGCGGUUACCUACUGGCAAUGAACCCCCUCCUGCUCGAGCAUACCAUUCACUGACAUGCAUUGGCUCACGUUAUCUGUUAUUUGGUGGCUUUGAUGGCAAAUCCACAUUUGGUGAUCUAUGGUGGUUGGUUCCUGAAGAGGACCCUAUUGCAAACAGGCUUCGUGCAACUUCACCAACCAAUAUUACCGAAAAUAAGGAUGUCAUGAUGGAAAAUAAUAAUGUCCAAUCUGAACUCAAGGAAAGCGAAACAGAAGAAUCUGCUGUCUCAGAAUUACAAAAAAGAUUAGGAAUAUCAGUUUCUCUCCCUAGUAAUGGGGUUCCUGUUGUGGAUGAGUUAGAAGACAGAGAACUUAUUGAACUAGCUUCAAGUUUGGUUGGGGAAAGAGAUACUACUCGUGAACAUAUUUCACAUAUUCAGGCACUUCGUGACCACUGGAGGAAUUCUACUGCAAGGUUCAUACCACUUAAAGAGCUUGGGCCUUUGCUUCGGGACUACCAACGCCAAAUUACUCGUCGUCACCUGGAGAAUGGCGGAUCUGAUCCCGAGUUGGUUGAGUCUGGUUCUCCUGGAAAAGUGGCUUAUGGUUUCUAUCAUAUUAGAAAUGUUAAUCAGGGUGCUGAUGAUUUUCAGUUGCGUAUGGAUGACAUUCCAAAGCUGCUGGCAGAGUACAAACAACUACUUAAUUAAGGGAGGGACGUCCCUUCGGGUAAAUUAGAAGAGGAGGAAAAAACAAAGCAAACGAAGCAUUUCCUCUACAGAUAUUCUGACUUGCAUUUUGCACUCUCCAGUUUCACUGGCACAAAGCUUCCGUUGUGAAAUAUGAACUCAUAACUAGAGUAGUGCAAAGACCUAGAUGUCUACUACGGAAUUGAUGUGAAGUAGACAAUAUCAGUACCAUUUUUAUAACCUCCGAAAUCCACUGCUUUUUUGAUGGUUUAUAUGAGUUACUGUACUAUGUGGCUUCUGUUGACCUUAUUAAGGUAUACAGAUGUUUGUAUAUUAAAAUAUAUAUUUACAUCCAUAAUUUC